This is a messenger RNA of Hyposmocoma kahamanoa, 1752 nucleotides long. It is a transcript of the gene Gmer, whose product is annotated as GDP-L-fucose synthase. The record is from RefSeq and is a predicted model, not a curated record. Gene Ontology annotation, biological process: nucleotide-sugar biosynthetic process. Lineage: Eukaryota; Metazoa; Arthropoda; Insecta; Lepidoptera; Cosmopterigidae. The transcript is spliced from 9 exons. Gene Ontology annotation, molecular function: GDP-L-fucose synthase activity. The coding region runs from base 108 to 1085 and encodes 325 amino acids.
GCUCGCAUUCGUUCUUUAUAUUUUUUGCCACAUACUCAAUUUCACAUUAUUACUGAAAAAAGUGGUGAAAAUACGUAUCUUUUUAAUAAAUAAAAGUUUUAUACAGAAUGAGUGGCGAGAAGAGUGUGAUUUUGGUGACGGGAGGGUCAGGGUUGGUCGGCCAGGCUAUCAAGACGGUCGUUGACAACGAGAAACGGCAGGCAACCGAGAACUCGAAGAAUGAAAUUUGGAUAUUUUGUGGCUCUAAGGAUGGGGACUUAAGAGAUAAGAGUGCAACAGAAGCUCUAUUUGAGAAGUAUAAGCCAACACAUGUGAUACACUUAGCUGCCAUGGUCGGUGGGCUAUUUCACAACAUGGCACACAACCUGGAUUUCUUUAGGGAAAACAUGGCAAUAAAUGACAACGUCCUUCACGCCAGUUUCAGGUAUAAAGUGAAGAAGGUGGUCUCUUGUCUAUCCACUUGCAUCUUUCCUGACAAGACCAGUUAUCCUAUUGAUGAGACUAUGGUGCACAAUGGUCCACCUCACGACUCCAAUUAUGGAUACAGUUACGCGAAGAGAAUGAUAGAUGUCCUCAACAGAGGCUACCACCUGCAACACGGCUGCACUUUCACAUCUGUGAUACCAUGCAAUGUCUUCGGACCGCACGACAACUUCAGGUUGGAAACGUCUCACGUCAUUCCCGCGCUUAUACGACGCAUGGAUGACGUUAUGCAAAACGGGGAGCCGACGUUCUCGGUAAUGGGCACCGGCAAACCGCGGCGGCAGUUCAUCUACUCGCUGGACCUUGCCAAGUUAUUCCUCUGGGUGCUCAGAAACUAUGAAAAUGUGGAGCCCAUUAUGUUGUCAGUGGACGAAGACGACGAACUGCCAAUAAGCGCGGUGGCAGAGACCAUCAAGCAGGCCCACGGCUACACCGGCGACAUCGUGUACGAUACCAGCAAAGCCGACGGCCAGUACAAGAAGACCGCCUCCAACAAGAAACUACGAUCUUUGUACAAAGACUUCAAGUUCACACCCUUCCAGGUGGCGAUUACGGAGACAGUGGCCUGGUUCAAGCAGAACAGAGAAAGUGCUAGGACUUAGAAGAGUUUUUUUUUAUUGAUUUCCGAUAGAUUGAUCUGUAACGCUAAAACACGGUGUUACUUUCGUCUAGUCCCACUUAGUAUGCCGUAAAUGAAACAACGGCAGCUAGAAUACGUCCUUGAAGGAACUUCGGUACUCUGAGUGGAGGUGUCUUUAAAAGACCUAUUCUGAAACAAUUCGAAUAGACGAGCAUAUAAAAAUAUUGAUGCAAAAGAGAUAGUAUCUGUUAUGUCAUAACUGAGUAAGAUGUACAAUCAUAAUUGUAUCGUCUACUUAAUUUAUGCAGGAUGGCUUUUUGGUCACCCUCCAAAUUUUAAUAUUGUGAUCUUUGGCGAUAAAAUAGAAUACGUGUUUUCUCUUUCAGUAUCACUCAUUACUAAAAUAUUGAUAUAUGGCACCAUAUCUAAAAAAACGUAAAAUUGUAAACAUCUGUGUGCACGCGACACGAACACCCUGAGUUACCUGCCCCCUGGAUUAUACUUUUACACUCUUUUUUUAUAAUAUAUUAAUUGAGGGGAGGAACAAGUCGUGCGCCUGGUGGCAAGCGACACGCCUGUCUAUAGUAGACGCAGUGUCGGUCAAAGCUCCAAAUCGCAGUUCUGAACAUCACUGGCACUGCGCCCGUGACCCUGAGAAUAAAAGUUGACAAGUCAUAUACAUGAGAUAC